Messenger RNA from Hordeum vulgare subsp. vulgare (domesticated barley), 1511 nucleotides. RefSeq lists its product as uncharacterized. NCBI's taxonomy places the organism in Eukaryota, Viridiplantae, Streptophyta, Magnoliopsida, Poales, Poaceae. The record is from RefSeq and is a predicted model, not a curated record. Bases 216 to 1322 code for a protein of 368 amino acids. The transcript is spliced from 3 exons.
GUUGCACUCGCCGACCGGCUUUCGCUCCCCCGCCCGCCCGCCUACUCGCAUUAUAAUAACCGGACGAGGCCGCACAAGCAACAAACUCUCUCUCUCUCUCUCUCGCAGCAGCAGCGGCGGCCUGACACAGAAGCUCAGCUGAGCUAAGCUGCGGCAGGAGGGGCAGAAGCGACAGGGAGAGUACGUCCGUUGUUGGAACCGAGAGAGAGAGAGAGAUGAGGGCGAGGGUGGCGCUGGAGCCGCUGGCGGAGGAGCCGGGCGCCGAGGACGAGUCGGGGGCGCGGCGGCGGUCGGGGCUCCAGGCCACGCUGCACCGCUGGGCGCGCAUCCUGUCCGGCGGCGCCGCCGGGGACGACGCCCGCCCCGCCGCCGACCUCCGCGUCCUCCUCUCCGUCCUCGCCUGCCCCCUCUCCCCCGUGCCCAUCCUCCCGCGCCUCCCCCGACACGUGGCGUCGUCGGCGCAGUACAUAAUCGAGCAGUUCAGGGCGACGACGGGGUGCGGGAAGCUGGAGGGCACGGCCAAGAGCAUGUACGCGGCGGGCAAGGUGCGGCUGGCGAUGCUGCAGGAGCCCGCCGGGGCAGGCGGCGGCGGCGGCCACGGCAACGGCGGCGCCGGGCGGUGCCACGAGGGGAGCUUCGUCGUCUGGCAGCUCGCGCCCGGCAUGUGGAUCGUCGAGAUGGCCGUCGCCGGCCACAGCGUCGCCGCCGGCAGCGACGGCCGCGUCGCCUGGCGCCGCACGCCCUGGCUCGGCGCGCACGCCGCGCGGGGCGGCUCCCGCCCACUCCGCCGCGCCCUCCAGGGCCUGGACCCAGUGAUGAUCGCGUCCAUCUUCUCCACGGCGGAGCACGCCGGCGAGAAGCAGGUCGACGGGGAGGACUGCUUCGUGCUGCGCCUCGACGUGGGGCCAUCGACGCUGUCGAGCUGGAGCGACGGCACGGCGGAGGUGAUCCGGCACGGCCUGACGGGGUUCUUCAGCCAGCGGAGCGGCCUCCUGGCGCGCCUGGAGGACUCGCAGCUCACCCGGAUCCAGUCCCCCGGCGCCGCCGCCAUGUACUGGGAGACCACCAUCGCGUCGACGAUGGCCGACUACCGCGCCGUCGACGGCGGCGUCACCGUCGCACACGCGGGGCGGUCGACGGCGCACCUCGCCCGGUUCGGCGUCGGCGUGCGCGCCGCGCGGGUGGUGACGCGGAUGGAGGAGUCGUGGACCAUCGACGACGUGGCGUUCGACGUGCCUGGGCUCGGGCCCGACGCAUUCAUCCCGCCGGAGGAGGUCAGGCGGAGCCGCUUCUACGACGCCAUGGCCGCCGGCGGCAAGUGAGCUCGAUCGUGGACGCAGGCUCAGCAGGGUGGUGCAAGUGCAACACGUAGUAGUCCAGUAGUGUUUUGUUUAGUUUCGCCGGCGUGUCGAUUAUUGUUUGUGAUCGUGGCACCAAGAAAAUGCAAGCGCGUGUACGUACAUAUGUCUACCUGGGUUUUACCUAAAAAGAAAGAACAAUUCAUAGUCUAA